Messenger RNA from Zeugodacus cucurbitae (melon fly), 1907 nucleotides. RefSeq lists its product as uncharacterized. The coding region runs from base 84 to 935 and encodes 283 amino acids. The record is from RefSeq and is a predicted model, not a curated record. NCBI's taxonomy places the organism in Eukaryota, Metazoa, Arthropoda, Insecta, Diptera, Tephritidae. The transcript is spliced from 4 exons.
CGAACUAAUUGCAAUAACAGCAAACAUCUUUAGUUUUUGGAUAAAUUCAUGCGAAAGCUAAAAUAAAUUGUUGUACGAAAAAUAUGAACGGAGCUGAAACAGACUUCACCGCAACAGCAACACCAACAAUUCAACAACAAAUUUUCAGCACUCCAUCAUGCCAGCAACCAAUGCCAACACUUCCUCAUUUGAUGCCAACUCCUUCGCCAACGCCGUGGAAUCUUGACACAAUGCCUUGGAAAUUAGCUAGCACAAAUUUAGGGCAAGACGGCGUAAUGCAAUUCAGUGCUCAAGUCAACGAGGAAAUACACAACCGAGCAGUUCUCCAUCAAAAACGUAAAUCGGACGUAGAGAGUCUAUUACCAGUCAAGCAAUUUAUUUCUGAAGAAAAAAUUACUGCGCAUUUCAAUGGAUUACACAUCUCUAGUGAUUAUAUUCAAACCAAUUCGAACACAUGUAGCAAAUCUAUGUUCGGUGAUGAUACACCCAGUACCAGUACGGGUAAAUGUUUUACUAAUCUCACAUACAAUGACUAUAAAUUAACAGCUAAGGAAUUAGAAGAAAAAUUGCGUAAUGCGAACAGAAUAACUUUGUGUGAGCAGUUGAAAAAAUUUCAUCAACAAGAACGUAAAACCACUUUUCUACCAGAAGCGCUUUUCAAUAGAAUCGAAAAACCAUGUACCGCUUUGGUGCUUUGGCAACCGCCGCCGGUGUUAGAAUUGUUACAUCGUAAGAAAGAAAAUGAAUUGACACCCAAUAGUAGUGAUAGUACAAGUGCUGAUAGUUUUGGGACAGCUGACACCAUAGAUGAGGAUGACGAAUUAUUUGAUCACGAACCUGAGCUGGAGGAUUUUGAUGACUAUGUCGACAAUAAUAACACAUGUCGUUUAGAUUUCAACAACAUGAAAGCCAAUCAUAUGGAUGAGGAUUUGUAGUUUACGUAUUAUCGAGAUAUCCAACAAAGCUUAGAUGUUGAUAAAAAUCUGAUUGCUAAUAUAAUAUAUAUUUUUAAGAACGAGUCGUGAAACAAAGUUUGCAAAACUAUUUUGGAACUGAAAAAUAAUUAUGAUAGUAUAUAUAGUUUUUUUAUAAUAAUGCAUGGAUAGUAUGAAUGAGCCAAUGUAUGCAAACGAGCCUUUUAACCGUAAUUAAUUUGACUAAGCAUAUUUUUACUAACUAUACAAAUGUAAGUCAGUAAUAUUGCUCAAAAUAAUUUAUUAAUUGUUACAAUAUGUACAAAUGCAUUGAUUGGCUUCAAAUGUUACGUAAAUACGACUCUAUCGACGUUUCUACAUUUGCAAACAAUAAAUUAUUAUUAUUUUAAUUUGGUAUAAAAACAUAAUAAAUAUAGUAUGUAUGUUCAAAGAUAUUCCAUGCUGUUUUAUGUCUAUUUUAAUUGAUAUAUUAUUGAAUCUACAAAACAUGCCAUAAUUUCUCUACCGAUUCAUCAUAUUUAUAACAUUGGUGGAAAACGAAAACUUCUACUGUAAUUUGUUUAUAAUCGUCUUUUAAAAUUCAUUCAGUGUUUUAACUUGUUGCAAGAUUUUGAAAAGCACUGGAAUGUCUUAAAAAUCCCUUCAGCGAGAUUUCAGUUAUAAGUUCUUUGAAGCAACACUGUACGAAAAUGAUAAAGCGAAAAUAUAUAAAUGGGGAUUAAAUAUGGUGCAAAUGUUGAUAUGGUGGAGCAAAGUGGUGACGGAGAAUAUCGUUGAUGGAGACAAGUUCCGUUUUCAUUAGUUUCGUUGCAAUCGUAAGGUGUGGACGUGUAGAAUUUAAUUGCUGUGCAGCAAUACAUUUUCCAGCAGAAAAUAUCGGACCGUGCGAUAGAAUUUCUUGUCAACUGCGCGUCUCGCGAGAUUUACAUCAAUUCAAAAAGUGAAUAAUUAACGAAAUGAAAAUAUACCGUA